Cryptotermes secundus is the source of this 8310-nucleotide messenger RNA. RefSeq names its product endoribonuclease Dcr-1. The transcript is spliced from 28 exons. Gene Ontology annotation, cellular component: cytoplasm; nucleus; RISC complex. NCBI's taxonomy places the organism in Eukaryota, Metazoa, Arthropoda, Insecta, Blattodea, Kalotermitidae. The coding region runs from base 114 to 6995 and encodes 2293 amino acids. Gene Ontology annotation, biological process: siRNA processing; rRNA processing; pre-miRNA processing. Gene Ontology annotation, molecular function: RNA binding; protein binding; ATP binding. The record is from RefSeq and is a predicted model, not a curated record.
UCUCGAAAUAUGGCCGUUAGUAAUGUUUGUACUGAAAGUUUGUGUUAUUAUUUAAUUUCAGUAAAAAUUGUGUGUACCAAGAGUUACUUUUAUGGAAUCCAGGUGGUCUGCUAAUGGCCUAUCAUUUUACAGACAAUGUCUAUACCAAAUCAUUUACGCCGCGGGAAUAUCAAGUGGAGCUGCUGGAUGCCGCAAAGGAACGUAAUAUCAUUGUAUGUCUUGGUACGGGUUCCAGUAAAAUCUUCAUAGCUACUAAGCUGAUUCAAGAGUUGGCCAAUGCUGUACGCAGGCCAUUCCAUCAUGGUGGGAAACGAAGUUUGUACUUGGUGGACACAGUGGCUAUGGUGGCGCAGCAGGCAUCGUACAUUCGCCAUUUGACAGAUCUCUGUGUUGGGGAAUAUGCUUCUAGUGAUACCGUUGACAUGUUCGAUAUUGACAGUUGGCUGCAGGAGUUGGAAGAAAAUCAGGUUUUGGUGAUGACAAGCCAGAUAUGCUUGGAGAUGAUGAGGUGUGGGUUUAUUCAUGUGAACUACCUCAAUUUGAUUAUAUUGGACGAGUGUCAUAGAGCUCUUCGAGACCAUCCCAUGAGACAGGUUAUGAAAGAGUUUGUGUCAUGUUGCAAGCAGACCCGAAUCCUGGGCCUGACAACUCCUCUGUUGAAGAGCACGUGCGACCCAGGUCGACUGGAAGGCGAGAUCAGGCGGCUGGAGAUGGUGUUGCACAGUACAGCUGAGACAGCAAGUGACAUUGUGUCUGUCCUCAGGUAUUGCACAAAACCGAAGGAGUUAUUAGUUGAAUGCAGUCUGCCCACACCAGGGCCUUUGGAUGAGAUCUUGGAAUGCCAGAUCAGAUCUGCAGUAGCGUUCUUAACUGAUCACCGUUAUGACCCGUCAGAAGUGUAUGAAGAUGAAUUUCAGGAAGAGCUCAAGGGCAUACCAGACCCCAAGAGUGACCCACAUAAAAUUUUCAGUGACUUUCUACAUGUACUUCACACAUUAGGUCCUUGGUGUGCUGAUCGGGCAGCCUUGGUUUUGCUGAUCCAGCUUGAGAAGCUCAAAGUGAAAACACCAUAUGAACGUCACUUCCUGCUUCUGUGUGUUGUGUCUACAGUUAUGGUAAAAAUCAGGGCAAUUUGUGAUGACUACUUCCAACAAUAUGAUGAAAAGGAUAGAAUCUACAGAUUCUCAUCCCCCAAAGUUUUACGACUCCUGGAUAUCCUGCGCCAGUUCAAGCCAGAGAAGUCUCCCAACGACAGGCAAGAAGAACGUGAAUCAGAUUCACUGCCUGAGGUUGAAGGCACAGAAAUGAGUAAGUGCGUGAGUGGAGGUGUGGCUCCAGUGGAAGGUGGACAUGAUACCAAAGUACAGUCAACCAAAGAGAAUGAAACUGUGUUGUGUGAGAACGGAAACCAAAACAGUUCAAUACUGAAUGCAUGCAAGAACAGCAGUUCUGAGGAAGCGGUCUGUUGUGGUUGUGAGAAGCAGAGGGAACGUACCAGUGAUAUGGGGUGUGUACAACAACAAGACGCAGAAAGUGUUCCUAGCAAUGUCAAACAGUUAGAAGUGUUGCGUGAGCAGCAAGGACGUCUCAGUUGUGAGGGAGACUGUCAGGUGCUUACUUGUAAUAACAUUGGAGUUUUGACUGUGGAUUGUGUUGCAAGCAAAUUGUGUUCUGAUUCAGCAAAUAAGGUUCACAUUGCCCAGCUUGUGACAUCGCUUGAAAAGUGUACUAAUUGCAAAAGAGAAUUAAGUGAUGUGAAGAGUACAAGUAUUCCAUUGGUGUGCAAAGUAUUGGACUCCAACAAAAAUGGUAAAAUAUCUGUGAUAGAUCCUUCAUUUGCAAACUGUAACAGUAAUAAUGGCUGUGAUAAAGUUGGAAACGAAAUUAGCAAAGAGCACUCAGUGAAGAGUGCUGAAGUGAGGAGUAUGCCCAUUACACCUUCAAAGAAUCGUACAGAUCUUUAUUCACGGAACAGGGGUUCUAGGUUCUCACGGAGAGGUCACCAGAAGGAAGAUGGAGGCGGAUGUCUACGAGGAGCCAGAAAUGAUACGACCGGGCGUCAGUGCCGGAAUGUGCAGCAGGAUGAUUUGGAUGCCCUGUGUGGGAUUCUUUUUGUGGAGCGGCGGUUUACAGCAAAAAUUUUAUACCAUUUGUUGAAUGAUAUAAGACGAUUUGAUGAUGACUUCUCAUUCAUCAUGGCCCAGUAUACUGUCGACAAAGUUUCUGAUCCCUUGACGGAUCCGCGUGAAGCAGAAGCCGAACAUCGUAAGCAGGAAGAAGUACUCAAGAGGUUUCGCAUGAGAGAAUGUAACCUGUUGGUGGGGACAUCAGUUCUGGAGGAAGGAAUUGACAUUCCGAAGUGCAAUCUCGUUAUUCACUUCGAUGUGCCGCAAGUGUACCGAUCCUACGUGCAGUCUAAGGGUCGUGCUCGAGCCCAGGACGCAUAUUAUAUCCUGAUGAUAGAAGAGGAUAGAACAGAGUGCUUUGUGAACCAGUUGGCACAGUACUUUGAAAUUGAACAGAUGCUGCUGAGGAAAUGUGCAAACCGUGAACCAUCAGAAGAAGAGGAGUUGGAAGCAGAUAAGUAUACGGCUCUUGUAGAGGCGUACUGCCCUGGUGACAGCCCACACAGCCCCUCAGUGAACAUGUCAACAGCUGUGGCCCUCGUCAACAGAUAUUGUGCCAAGCUCCCAAGUGACACAUUCACACGCCUCACACCGUUAUGGUCUGUCACAGUCAUCCCUGAUAAUGGGCAGAUGGCGUAUGUUUGUACUGUCCGGCUGCCUAUCAAUUCUCCUGUCAAACAGGACAUUGAGGGCCGACCCAUGCCGAGCAGAGUUCUGGCCAGAAGGAUUGCAGCACUGGACACAUGCAGAGUGCUGCAUCAAGCACAGGAGCUGGAUGACAAUCUGGUCCCCGUUGGCAAGGAAAGCUUCCGUGUCCGUGACGAGGAGGAAGCAACACUGGCCCUAGAGGAGCAGGAUGAGGCGAUCCCAAGGGACUCCUCUGAGCCACGGCCUGGCACAACCAAGAGAAGACAGUACUACUAUAAACGGAUUGCAGAUGUGCUAACAGAUUGUCGACCAAUCCCAGGACAGCCUGCAUACUUGUACCAUAUCAGCAUGGUGCUUACCUGUCCUCUUCCUGAAGAACAGAAUACAAGAGGCAGAAAAAUUUAUCCUCCUGAGGACUCACCCCAAGGCUUUGGAAUCCUUACACUCAAGCAAAUUCCUAAGAUAUGCCCCUUUCCAAUCUUCACCCGUUCAGGCGAAGUGAGUGUGAGGCUAGAAUUGUCGGGAUCAGCCGUGGUUCUCACACCUGAUAAGCUGGAGAAGAUUGUCACGUUCCUCAACUACACCUUUACCAGUGUUCUGAGACUGCAAAAGUAUCUCAUGAUGUUCGAUCCACAGGCAUCGGAGAACUCGUACUUCAUAGUGCCAACCAGAAAACUUAAAGGGAGUGUAGCAGAAGUGGACUGGGGUUUUCUUGAUUGCAUAUAUGAAAAUCGAGACCUACGACCUCGCCCAGUACCAGAAGAAGAAAGGGUAAACUUCACAUUUGAGGCAGCAAAGUAUCAUGACGCCGUUAUCAUGCCUUGGUACCGGAACCAGGAUCGGCCACAGUACUUCUAUGUUGCUGAAAUCUGCGGACACUUGAACCCAAAAUCCUCAUUCCCUGGCUCUGAGUAUAAAACAUUUGACGAAUAUUACUUGAAGAAGUACAGCAUUCAUAUCCAGAGCAGCACGCAGCCACUGCUGGACGUGGAUCACACUUCAGCCAGGCUCAACUUCCUGACGCCGAGGUACGUCAAUCGCAAGGGUGUGGCUCUCCCAACGAGCAGUGAGGAGACGAAGCGUGCAAAGCGUGAGAACUUAGAGCAGAAGCAGAUUCUGGUACCAGAGCUGUGCACACUUCACCCAUUUCCUGCUUCACUGUGGCGCAAGGCUGUGUGUCUGCCAUGCAUUUUGUACCGCAUAAAUGCACUGCUCCUGGCAGAUCAGAUUCGGCGAGAAGUUGCCCUUAGUAUCGCCCUCGGGCAUGAGGACGUCAGCCCAAGUUUUGAGUGGCCUCCUUUGGAUUUUGGGUACAGUCUGGCGGAUGUUCUUAGGAAGUCCAAAGAGAAUGCUAAGAAUGCUGAGCAGAAUAAAGAUAAAAAGCCAAAUGAAGAUAAGAAAGGGGCAGAUAAGAGACCAGAACUUGACUGCAUUGAAGAGAAAAAGGAGGAGGAAGCAGCAAACUUAAAGGAGAAGUCCGUUAAUGAAAUUUUGACAGAGGAAGAAAGGAAACUUUGUGGUGAUUGGAUGGAAAUUGGAACCUGGUCCAAUGACAUGGCCAAUCAUGAUCCUGCGAUGUUUUCAGAGCUAUCGGAUGCAGACGACUUUGACAUGAAUGUAGCGCUACCAUCGAAUCUCACAAUGGUGGAUGGGGAUGCAGAGCUGGCAGGUCUCCAUUCUGGCGGAAGUGACUGGGGGACUGGCAUCCAAGCCCGCAAAGGUCGUGAGCGUGUCCGUUAUGGCUCCCCAAGCAGUUGGAUGGGUAGUGGAGGGUACUUUGGUGGACUGGAACGGGAUUUGGAAGGUUUUGAAACAGAUGACUCAAGCAGUGAGCCUGGCAGUGAGUACGAUCAGUCUGACAGCAGUGACCUUCAGGGUACCUCAGGACUUCGUAUUGAAUUCAAAAGUGAAAAUGUGGCGGAGGCAAUUGAAGACGAGUGUGAGGUCCAAAAGCGUGAGAGAAGACAUGCCAUCAUUCUACAAAAUUCAGACACACCUGGGACUGAAGAUGAGAUUCCGUGGGACUGGGAGAAAGACAGUGAUCAGAACGUUGAUAAACCGACAGAAAAGUUUGUUGCCCAGUUCCGGAAGGCCACAGAAAAGAACUGCCAGUUUAUUGAAAAUAGUGGGACGCUUGUGAAGAGUAAGCAACCAGUAGUGAUAAUCAGAAAAGGCAGCCAGCAACUUCCUCAGAAUCAAAAUGUGCCAAAUAUUACAUCCACUAUCAAAUCUGAAUCUAAUUAUUCCACACUGAAGAAUGAACUUUCGUCACAGGAACUAGAAGUGCCAUUCAGUCAGCAUAUUAAACUGCAAAGCACUGCACUAAACUUUGCUCCCCUACCCUCACAGGAUAGACAGGAGAAUAAUGAUAGUGGUCUGUCAGUUGAUGGGAGUUCUGAAGAAUUUGAAUCUGAUGUAGCAGACACAGUGUAUAAUGGACUGUUUGAUGCCGAUGAUAUUUGCAGUGAGGCUGAUACUGAUGAAGACAUCAUUAGUAAAUUCAGUUUCGAUGCCCAGCCAGACUUGCAGGGACAUCAAGGGCCAAGUCCGAGCGUAAUUCUCCAGGCACUCACAAUGUCAAAUGCCAAUGAUGGCAUCAAUCUUGAACGUCUUGAGACCAUUGGAGACUCGUUUCUCAAGUACGCCAUCACUACAUAUCUGUACUGCAUGUACGAUAACAUUCAUGAGGGAAAACUGAGCCACCUCCGUUCAAAACAGGUUAGCAACUUGAACCUGUAUCGACUGGGCCGCCGGAAGGGGUUUGGUGAAAGUAUGAUAGCCACAAAAUUUGAGCCUCAUGACAAUUGGCUGCCACCUUGUUACUAUGUACCUCGAGAGUUGGAACAAGCCUUGAUUGAAGCAGGAGUUCCUGCCAGCCACUGGAAUCAGGCUGACUUGCCAGCUCUAAGGGACCUGUCACGUGACGAGAUCUGUAAACUGGUGCAUGAACGAAGUGAAAAACUGUGCAAGAUGAGCACGGGAGAAGAUGGCAAUACUGAGGACUUCCUAACAACAGCUGGUCCAUGCACCAACAUAGAGAAUCUUCCUUGUUUCAUCCCUUAUAAUCUUAUCACGCAGCACAGCAUUCCUGAUAAAAGUAUUGCUGACUGUGUUGAGGCACUGAUAGGGGCAUACCUCAUAGCUUGUGGUCCUCGUGGGGCUCUGCUCUUCAUGGCCUGGUUAGGAAUCUGUGUCCUACCAAAGGAGGAAGCCAUAUUUACAGUUUCGCCUUCUGAUGAUAUCAAGGGAUCAAGGUCGGUGGGAAGUCUGAUGCCAGAAUUGGUCGACGGGAAUGAAAACCCUGCAGCUUUGGCGAUAGGGGAUGGAACCUGUGCACCUCUAGUCAAGUGGAGACAGGUACGAUACGGGACACUGAGGGUGCCCCGAUCUCCCCUGUUAAGGAAUGUAAGUAACCCAGAGGCUGAGCUGAACCGGUUGUUGGAUGGCUACCACGUGUUCGAGCAGCGUAUUGGUUACAAGUUCAGGGACCGGAGCUACUUGCUGCAGUCUCUCACGCAUGCGUCGUACUCACCCAACAGACUCACCGACUGCUAUCAACGACUGGAAUUCCUGGGCGAUGCUGUGCUAGAUUACCUCAUUACACGCCAUCUGUAUGAAGAUUCACGUCAACACUCCCCAGGCGCCCUCACUGAUCUUCGUUCAGCUCUGGUCAACAAUACUAUAUUUGCUUCCCUUGCUGUUCGGUAUGGUUUCCAUAAAUAUUUUCGACAUUUGUCACCUGGACUAAAUGAAGUCGUCGAUCGUUUUGUCCGAAUACAAGAAGAAAAUGGCCACACUAUCAGUGAAGAGUAUUACCUUAUCGAGGAGGAGGAAUGCGAGGAAGCCGAGGAUGUGGAAGUGCCAAAGGCGCUCGGUGACGUGUUUGAGUCGGUUGCCGGUGCCAUAUUUCUGGACAGUGGAAUGUCACUUGACGCUGUCUGGAGAGUAUACUACCGGAUGAUGAAGACAGAAAUAGAGCAAUUCAGUACGAACGUACCGAAAUCUCCUAUCCGUGAGUUGCUUGAACUGGAACCCGAGACAGCAAAAUUUGGGAAACCAGAGAAGUUGGCCGAUGGUCGGCGUGUGCGUGUAACAGUGGAGGUGUUUGGUAAAGGCACUUUCAAAGGGAUUGGACGCAAUUACCGCAUUGCUAAGUGCACGGCUGCGAAGUGUGCCCUGAAGCAGCUCAAGAAGAAGGGGCUUCUCUCCAGAAAACUGUAACGUCGCUGUAGCACUAUGUAAGUAGAACACAAAGCUAUGGAGUAGAGACCCCCUUGAGGUCUCUGUUCUAGUCAAGGAAUUUCUUCUCAUCAUUUGUCGAAGACUCGGAAACAAGCAACAAGGACAUUUGUUUUAGUUGUCAGGUAGGGCCAGUGCAAUAAUUUUGUUUUGUGAUGUCUGUGGUAUGUGGAAGCCUUUGGAAGUGAAAUUCUGAAAUGUUUCAUUACGAUAAUGUGAAAUGUAUGUUUUGCGUCAGGUAUUGGGUUUCAGAAAAGGUGCUUGUUGGUGAUCUUUAUAAUAAUUUUAAUUAAAAUAAUCGUUUUGGAAUCAACUUCUGCGCAUGAGUUCACACUUGUGCCACACAGAUUUAGGCCUGUACUUGCUUUUACUGUAUCUUGUUUAUUUUUAUUGUAUUUUUUGACAAUGUGGUAAGACUGGAUACAGAAUUAACUGGCAAGAGACAGUUUAUUCUGAGAUAUGGAGUCGUGGUUGACAAUAUGGAAUGUCUUUUGAGGAUGUUUUAUAAAUGGACCACAAAAGUUAUCAUGAAGGAAUUAGGUGAUGUGUUACAAUUUGUACUCCUGUAAUUCCCACCAAACCAUUUUAUUCUUCUUCAUUUGUUUGUAUGAAUUUUUUACAUUUAUUUUUGUGUUACUUUCAAGAUCAUUUCACUCAAGGUGUACUGAACCUUAUACAAAAUGUGUUGUAUUGGUGGUUGUUUUUUGUAGUGUGAUGAAGCAAGGUCAUUUGUAAUCUCUCCAGUAGGUGGUCAGCUGUAAAUAGGAAGCAGGGCCCAUUUUUAUGAUCACCACAGGAUCUCAAUUCAGAUGCACUGUUUUCCAAAUAUAGCACUUCUGGAUAGUGUCUAUUAAAAUAUUUUGUUCAAAUAAGUAGGUUAUUUCAUCUAUUCAGGACAGAAUUUCAACCUUUAAUGUUAUUCAUUAGGAAUAUGUGAGAAUCACUUUUUCAGUUUGAGGUGAGGUUGAGACAGGAAUUUUAAAAAAUUCCAGAAUCAAAAUGAGGAUGAGAAUUUCUUUACUAGACCAGCUUUUUUUCUUUCUUCACAAUUUAUAUAACAGUGGCCACUCUUUCUCUGUGCACUACCUAUCCCUUAUGAUAUCAGAUCAUUUUUGAAUAAACAAUUUUCAUAAAUCAUUAUGAAAGUUCAAACAAAAAGUAUUUAUCUCAUGGUAUUUUAAGUUCAGUGUUGAGUUGAGGAACACAAUGGUAAUGGAAUCCAGUAUUAAAAUUUGUCUUUUUAACACUUCGCGGACUGGUGAUUUAAAUAUUUAAAUCACCCUGGGUACCGGCAUUU